AUGAAAAUUUUAUUAUCUCAGGCAGUUAUGAUUCAUCUAUUAAAUUUUGGAAUAAAUAAAAUGGAUGGUUGUGUUAAUAUAACAUUAAAGAUCAUACUAAUUAUGUCUAUUCAUUAAGUUUUAAAUAUAAUUGAAUAUUCUUAGAAUGAUUAGAAAUGGAAUGUGAUUUAAAAGAUAAAAGUAGAAUAACAUGGACGUCGAUUAAGUUUUAUAAAUGAUAAUUAAUUCACAUUUUAACCUUAUAUUCAAGAAUAAAUGCAUGUAUAUUAGAUAAAUAGUAGAAAUCAAUAAUUUUUUAAGUCCAAGCAAAUUACUGUAAAAUCUGGUUCACUUUGUUGUAUUAAUCAAUUUUCAUAAUAAUAUUCAAAAUGUAAAUGUCUUUUAGUGAAUAAAAAUGGAUACCAUAUCAACUUAAUAAGAAAGUUAGAAAACGGAGAUUUUGUGACUGAAUAAACUAUUCAAUUUGAUCAUCUCAUAUUUUUGGUUAAUUAAGUAAUGAUGGCGAAUAUUUAAUCACUUGGGAUUAGAAAUCAAAAGAAAUACAAAUUAGAAAAUGCGAGGAAUUAUGAAUAAUAUUUAAUAUAUAUGAGAUAAUUAGAAAAAAAUAUUAUAAAAUUAAUUAAUGAGGUUUCUUCUCAAAUAAAGCUUUAUAAGACAAAAUUUUCCUUGAGAAAUUUACUAAAAUCAAUAUGA
This is a messenger RNA of Paramecium pentaurelia, 693 nucleotides long. The record is from the annotation of a GenBank genome assembly. NCBI's taxonomy places the organism in Eukaryota, Ciliophora, Oligohymenophorea, Peniculida, Parameciidae.